AUGGCAAUAAUCACCGAACUGAUCAACAGUUCCUAUGUCGUACAGGGUAUGUGCAUCGCCCUAGUGGCGGUGCUCAUAACAAGUGUCUGGGCAGAUAUAGCAGAUGAGAUUCCCUAUAGACACAUUCCGUUGGUGGGAAAGACCGGGUGGGACCUUACCAACAAAAAGGCCCGGCUACUCUUCACUCGGUCAUGUCGUCAAUUAAUUGCUGAAGGCUUUGCAAAGGGAGUCAAUGUCUUUCAGAUCAUCGGAGCCACAAGCCCGGUUGUUAUAUUGCACCCCAAGUUCGUCGAUGAAAUCAAGAACAAUCCAAAUCUGAGUUUUAAAGACUCUACCUUUUUUAGCGAUCGCAUUUCUGGGUUUGAACCAUUUCAUAAUGGCACGGCUUCAAAAGUGACCGUUGAGGUCGCGCGGACUAGUUUGACCCAGGCGCUCGGGUCCAUCUCACUUCGGCUCUCAAAGGAGUCUGGUGCGACAUUAAAGAAAGGCUUGCCCGCCACCGAUGAAUGGAAGCCCUUCCACCUCGCCUACAAUAUCCCGCACAUGGUAGCCCGCAUCUCCUCCUUGAUAUUUGUUGGAGAGACCAUCUCCAACGAUGAUGAGUGGAUUAAUGUUUCCGUGAAUUAUGCCAUAGAUUCGUUUAUGGCUAUGCGUGAACUACGAGGAUGGCCAUCCGCCAUCCGCCCGAUCGUACACUGGUUCUUGCCCUCUACCCAAAAGCUACGCCAUCACUUGAAAAUAGCUCGCUCCAUCAUUGGCCGCGAGCUCGACAGGCGGGCGUUGAUUCGCGCGGGCAAGCUCCCUGCAGAGGAUCCACCCCGUGGACCUGACGCUAUGGACUGGUAUCGCGAGACCGCUGAAGCCCGGAAUAACUUUACCUUUGACCAGUCUAUUGCCCAGGUUGGAUUGGCGCUGGCGGCCAUUCAUACCACGUCAAACUUGCUAACUAACGUCAUAUAUGACCUCGCGGCGUACCCAGAGUACAUCCAGCCAUUGCGUGAUGAGAUUCGUGCGGUUGCUGCCGAGGAUGGAACUCUAAAGAAGACUAGUUUGCUUAAGCUGAAGUUGAUGGACAGUGUGAUGAAAGAAUCACAGCGUACUCACCCACUCUCAUUCAGCUCUAUGAGCCGCCUCGCCCUUGAGAAAACUGUGCUCUCCGAUGGAACUGUGAUCCCUAAGGGCGCCAACAUCUUUGUUUCUACAAAAACACUGGAGGAUGACAGUAUCUACCCUAAUGCUGCCACCUAUGAUGGUUACCGGUUUUACAACAAACGCCAGCAGCCCGGCAACGAACACAAGUAUCAGUUUGUCACGACAUCACCCGAGCACUUCGUGUUCGGCCAUGGCCUCCACGCCUGCCCUGGCCGAUUCUUCGCUGCCAAUGAAAUCAAGAUUCUGCUCCUUCAUUUGCUCCUGAAGUACGAUUGGAAACUGGAGAGCGGCGGUCGACCUCCGAACAUUGAAAAUGGGUUCGAGUCUAUCACCGACCCAAGGGUUCAGCUUCUGUUCCGGUCGCGGGAGUCUGAGGUUGACCUAGCUUUCCUAGGAGAGUAG
Messenger RNA from Penicillium robsamsonii, 1554 nucleotides. Its product is annotated as cytochrome P450. The record is from RefSeq and is a predicted model, not a curated record. Lineage: Eukaryota; Fungi; Ascomycota; Eurotiomycetes; Eurotiales; Aspergillaceae. The transcript is spliced from 6 exons. Gene Ontology annotation, molecular function: heme binding; iron ion binding; oxidoreductase activity, acting on paired donors, with incorporation or reduction of molecular oxygen. The coding region runs from base 1 to 1554 and encodes 517 amino acids.